Messenger RNA from Linum tenue, 1644 nucleotides. The record is from the annotation of a GenBank genome assembly. Lineage: Eukaryota; Viridiplantae; Streptophyta; Magnoliopsida; Malpighiales; Linaceae.
AUGGGCUCUGCUGCGGCGGCUGCUGCAGCUUUCCGUUUUCUGCUGCUCCCUCUCGCCGUCGUAUCUCCGUAUAUCGCUCUGGUAAGAGGGGCAGACAUUCCUGCCAUAGGCAUCAACUAUGGCCAGCUGGGGGACGACUUGCCAUCUCCUUACAGAUCGAUCGAGCUCAUCAAAUCAAUGCAGGUAACCAGCGUGAAGCUCUACGACCCAAACCCAGAAGUCAUGAGGCUCUUAGCUGGGAGCAAGAUCUACGUAACGGUCAUGGUCCCAAACCAAGAGAUCGUCAACAUCAACACUAACCAUAGCUUGGCAGUCAGAUGGGUGCAGGAUAACGUCCUGGCCUACUACCCGCAAACAAUGAUCCGGCUCAUCAUGGUUGGCAACGAGAUUCUCAGCCAUAACGCUUCAGCAGAGGAUAUGCAGAUUUGGAAUCACCUUGUCCCAGCAAUGUACAAGAUCAAGAACAUCCUCCGAGCAAACAACAUCCAGAACAUCAAAGUAGGGACGCCAUUAGCCAUGGACAUCUUGCAAACCACAUCCCCACCUUCCAACGCCACAUUUAGACGCGACGUCGCCCUAACAGUGAUGCCUCAGCUGCUCAGAUUUUUGAAUAGCACUAAAUCCUACUUCUUCAUAGAUGCUUAUCCUUACUUCCCUUGGUCUGCAAACCCCACAAAUGCAUCCCUUGAUUAUGCACUGUUCAAAUCACAAAGAAACUACACCGACCCUGGAAGUGGGUUGGUUUACAGUAACUUCUUAGAUGAGAUGCUUGACUCGGUCAUCUUUGCCAUGACCAAGCUCGGGUAUCCGGAUAUCCGCCUCUUCAUAUCAGAAACCGGAUGGCCACACGGAGGAGAUAUAGAUCAACCGGGUGCUAACAUCUAUAAUGCAGCUAUAUACAACCGGAAUUUGGUUAGAAGGAUGACUGCCAAGCCACCGAUUGGUACGCCAGCUAGGCCGGGAGUGGUUAUACCAACGUUCAUCUUCUCACUGUAUGAUGAAAACCAGAAGGAUGGGCCUGGAACAGAAAGGCACUGGGGCUUGCUGCAUUCUGACGGGAGGCCCGUAUUUGACAUAGACCUGACUGGAAGUAGAGCAGAUUCAGAGUACAGGGCGUUACCUGAAGGGCAUAAUAAUGAGGCCUACAAGGGGAAGAUAUGGUGUAUUGCUGCGAGAGGAGCUGACAUGAGAGGGCUGGGAAGGGAACUGAGGUAUGCCUGCAACCAAGGGAAUGGGACCUGUGACGCACUGGCGCCUGGGAAGGAAUGCUAUGAACCAGUCUCACUGAUUUGGCAUGCAAGUUAUGCAUUCAGCAGUUACUGGAAGCAAUUUAGGAGCCAAGGUGCUACAUGUUACUUCAAUGGACUUGCUGUGCAGACCACACGGAAUCCUGGUAGUGAAUCUUGCAAGUUUCCCAGCGUGACGCUUUAAAGACUACCAUAUCAGUGGAGAGGAGCUGAAAUGAAGCAGCACGACUAGAAGAGGCUCCACACUCACCAAAAGGGCAGCCAUCAAUAUUCCCUCAUCUCAUCUUCUUCACUAUCAUUUGUGUACUUAGUUUUACAAAAAGGAAUUGUAGGUGCAUCCUUACCUAUGACCAAGGAAAUAAGACACAAGAAAUUGUCUGACAGACGGAUAAGCUCA